Molecule: messenger RNA, 1559 nt
Organism: Vitis riparia (riverbank grape)
Lineage: Eukaryota; Viridiplantae; Streptophyta; Magnoliopsida; Vitales; Vitaceae
Product: putative anthocyanidin reductase
Exons: 5
Coding region: 217-1245 (342 amino acids)
Molecular function (GO): oxidoreductase activity, acting on the CH-OH group of donors, NAD or NADP as acceptor
Source: RefSeq, a predicted model, not a curated record
UUUACUUUCUAUUAUCGGUUCUGCUGUUUUUGUUGUACAGUAUCUAGAUUUCAAACCAGAUGCAAAGAGAUUUAACUGGAGCAAAUCUCUCCACGUGGAAGCAUGACAACUACUCAAAACAUGACAACCGCAUUAUGGUACAGAAAAUAACCAAUUAAGGAGGAGAGAAAAUAAAAAGGAAAAGAAGUGCUAGCCAGAAAAAAAUUGAGAUUAUCAAUGGAGAGCAGUUGCAGAAAGGUCUGUGUAACAGGAGGUUCUGGUUAUAUAGGCUCUUGGCUGGUAAAGAAGCUAUUGGAGAAAGGCCACACUGUCCAUGCAACACUAAGAAACUUGGGUGACACCUCCAAAGUAAGCUUUCUCAAGUCUCUUCCUAAUGCAGACACGAGGCUUGUGUUAUUCCAAGCUGAUAUCUACAAUCCUGAUGAGUUUGAGCUGGCAAUCAAAGGCUGUGAAUUUGUAUUCCAUGUCGCUACUCCCAUGCUCCAUAGCCCCCAAAGUACACAGUACAAAGACACCACUGAAGCUGCAGUUGCUGGGGUGAAAAGUAUAGCUGAUUCCUGCGUUCGAUCACAAACCGUCAAGAGACUAAUCUACACAGCAUCUGUCAUGGCCUCGUCUCCAUUGAAAGAAGAUGGGUUUGGCUUCAAGUCUUGUUUGGAUGAGUCCUGUUGGACACCCCUCAAUCUCUCAUACCAGCAUAGCAAUGACUUCAUGAUGGCAUAUGUGAAAUCAAAGACACUAGCAGAGAAGGAGGUUUUGAGCUAUAAUGAAGAUGAAAGUAGUGAUCAAUUAGAAGUGGUUACCCUUGCUUGUGGCCUAGUUGCAGGAGGGACACUUCAGAACUAUCCUUCAGCAACCAUAGGAUGUGUUUUAUCACAGCUUACAGGCAAUUUAAUUCAUUAUGAAGGACUAAGGUUUCUGCAAGAAAUGCUUGGUACAAUUCCUCUUAUACACAUCGAUGAUGUCUGUGAAGCACACAUCUUCUGCAUGGAAAAACCAGUGAUGAAAGGCAGAUUUCUGUGUUCAGCUGUCAAUGCCACCAUCAAUGAGAUUGCAGACUUCUACUGCAAAAAUUAUCCGAAAUUCAAGAUAACAGAAGAGUUCACAGGAGGGGUGGAGGGGCCAACCUGCAAAUGGGAUUAUACAAAGCUGGUGAAGGAGGGCUUUGAGUAUAAAUAUGACUUGAAGAAGUUAGUAGAUGAUAGUGUGGAGACUGGGAGGCGGCUAGGAGUCUUCUCAGAGUAAAAAUCAUAUGCUCACCACCAUAUAUAUAUGAAGUGUCGUCUCCACGAGCGGACAUAGCUUUUGAUAAGGGGAUUUGAAACCAGGACAUAGCUCACUGAUAGUGAUAAUCGACAAAAUUCCCUGAAGUCGAGUGCGAAGGAACUCGGACGGGUGGUUUGUAAUUUGAUUGUUUGUUUAGAGUGGACUUUGUGAUGUCCUUGACUAAUUUCAUAAGAGGCCAACUCAUUUGAUUUAUAUAGUCUUAUCUUAAAGUGUAAGGUCAAUAAAUUAAAGCCAAAAGAUAUCUAUAAAUAUAGAUAUUUUUUUCAUUUAUA